CUCAGAAUAUGCUCAACAAUAAAUGCAAGUCUCUUCUUUUUACCGGUGGAUUCUUUGGUCUGUUUUUAGAAGUAGUUAGAGUGAAAGUUAAAAGCCCACCACCUUUUGCAGAGCGUGUAACCAACAUCAACUUUAUGUCCCAAGAAACGGAAACACCGUGGAACAGAGAGAACGGCCUUCUCAGCUACGAAAAUCCUAAUUAUCAUCUAGAUCCGGCCCGGUUCGACGAUGCUCUGAAUUCCAAUUCGGAACUGUACGAUGAUUUGUAUCAAGAACUAGAUUCCGUUUGUAAUAUUUCUUCUAAAGAAGUAUUGGAAACUGGAGCAAGUCAAAAUUGUCCAGGACGAAGGAGUUAUGCUACAUUGGAUCUCAACUCGAUGGGGGUUGAUGUAUCUACUGGACCGAUCACCAUGGAUAACAGACUGGCCGAAAAUCACAUAUUUUCUGAAACUUUGAAAACCGAUAAUAAGCACAUGUCCGAUAUAAAAUCUAGUUUAUCGAAUGAAGAUAUAUAUGCAGUACCCGUAAAACGAAGAAAUGAACCAUCUACAGAAAAAUUAUCGGAAGUUUCAACUCCAGAAAAGGGUGAGACUGAAGAUCUUCCACCCGGCUGGGAAAAACACGAUGAUAAUGAUGGACCUUACUACUGGCAUAUAAAGAGUGGAACAAUACAAAGGGAAGCACCAUUGAUUAUGGCAGAUGAUGCAAGAAGAUCAUCUACAGAUAUUUUAGAUAGAAGUAGUAAACUAGAAAAUAGUCUUAUAUCGUCAGUAACACGCAGCAGUACCAGUUCUGCUUUAGAUCAAGAAUUAGAUGAAAGAAAGAAAAGAGAAGGCUUAGCUUAUAAGAGGAGAAGUUAUCCAAUCCGUCCAGAUCAAGAUAUACGAGAUCGUCCAAUAAGGUUUGCUGUGAGAUCUCUUGGAUGGGUGGAGAUUGCAGAAGAAGAUUUGACACCAGAACGGAGUAGUAAAGCUGUUAAUAAAUGUAUUAUUGAUUUGUCACUGGGUCGAAAUGAUCUGCUAGAUGUAGUUGGUCGCUGGGGUGAUGGCAAAGAUCUCUUUAUGGAUCUAGAUGAAGGUGCCUUGAAACUUAUGGAUCCUGAAAAUUUAACGACUUUGAACACACAACCUAUUCAUACUAUUCGGGUAUGGGGGGUCGGUAGAGAUAACGGCCGAGAUUUUGCGUACGUCGCACGAGACAGGUCAACUAGGAAACACAUGUGUCACGUAUUUCGAUGUGAUAUACCGGCUAGGACUAUUGCAAAUACUUUAAGAGACAUUUGCAAAAAAAUUAUGAUAGAACGAUCCCUUCAACAAAGCUUAUCUAGGCCAUUUGAUGACGGCGGCCCCGUGCGGCCAACAAAUCUACCAACGGAGAGAAGAUGGAAUAACCGUGGUGGGCAAACUUUAGUCACUCAAUCUUUUCCCACACCAAUGGAAGAACCACGCAAAGUUCUUCGAGCCCAAUAUUUAGGAUGCACGCAAGUAGCACAGGCUUCUGGUAUGCAAAUAUUGAAUGAUGCAAUAGAAUUACUUGCAUCCACAAAACCAGUCGAGGAAUGGAUACAAGUCAAUGUGGCGGUAGCACCAUCAAUGAUUUCGAUACUUAAACCCGGGGAAAAUAAAUUAAUUGUAGAAUGUCGCGUUCGAUAUUUGUCAUUUUUAGGAAUAGGAAAAAAUGUAAAACAUUGUGCGUUUAUUAUGCACACGGCACAAGAUCAAUUUAUGGCCCACGUGUUUUACUGUGAACCUUCCUCGGGGGCUUUAUGCAAAACUGUAGAGGCAGCUUGCAAGUUGAGGUAUCAAAAAUGCUUGGAUGCGCAUCCAGGCAGUACGGAAGCAGGCAGCAGCAAUGGAGGUGGCAACGACUCAUCUGGUAGAGGUUUGGGUGCCACCAUUAAAUCGUUCGUUGGCUCAUUGACCGGUCGAAGAACACGUGGAGUAUCCUGA
This is a messenger RNA of Ctenocephalides felis (cat flea), 1949 nucleotides long. Its product is annotated as protein Fe65 homolog. Gene Ontology annotation, molecular function: amyloid-beta binding; transcription factor binding. The coding region runs from base 9 to 1949 and encodes 646 amino acids. Gene Ontology annotation, biological process: regulation of DNA-templated transcription. The transcript has 11 exons. The record is from RefSeq and is a predicted model, not a curated record. Lineage: Eukaryota; Metazoa; Arthropoda; Insecta; Siphonaptera; Pulicidae. Gene Ontology annotation, cellular component: nucleus; cytoplasm.